AAUUUUCAGCCAAUCAUUUUCUGCCAAAAUGUCUGCGCCCAUUCGGUUUUCGACUAACUUUCUUAAAAGUUCUCUUAAAUUAUGUAAUAUUGUGGCCUUUGCUUUAAUCUUGCUAAUCCAAUUACCAUAUACGGCAGCGAAUCUUCCGAGAGGCGUAAUGCCAGCAGCCGCCAGUUUGUAUACUGAUUCUGGGUUAUUUACUUGUUUUUCUUGGGAUGGCUCAAGAGCAGUUCCUUCGCCCAUUUCUAUAGAAAGAGACAAGAUUAAUGAUGAUUAUUGUGAUUGCCCUGAUGGUAGUGAUGAACCGGGUACAUCAGCAUGCUCCAAUGGCAUCUUCUUUUGUGAAAAUAAAGGGUUUGUCCCAACGAAACUCGUAUCGUCAAGAGUAAACGAUGGAAUUUGUGAUUGUUGUGAUGGAAGUGACGAGUAUGCUUCGAAUGCAAAUUGUCAAGAUGAUUGUUUCGCAAGAGGAACGAAACUGAGAGAGGAAAAGGAAAAGGAACGAAUUUUGCUUGAAGAGGGACAUAAAAUUUAUGAAACUUACUGCAGUGAGGGCCAAACGUUUAAGAAAAACCAGGAAGACCAAUUAACAAAAUUAGGAAAUGAUAUCGAGGAGCUACAAAAACAAUGGGAUGAAAUAAAUCGAAUAAAAGAGGAAAAAGAAAUUCCCGAAAAGGCGGCUAAAGCAAAGCAUGAAGCUGCGUGGAAGGAAGAAAAAGAAAAGAAGAAUGCCGAACAAGUUCACUUAAAGGGCAUAACUGCUUUCCAUGAGCUGGACAGUGACGGCAAUGGACUUGUCUCCAUCGAAGAGAUGCAAAAGCAUAUAGAGUUUGAUAUAGAUAGAAAUGGAGAAGUAGCGUCAGAAGAGGCCAAGGAAUAUUUAGAAGAUAAUGAAACAAUUGACGAAGUUCUGUUUAUGGAGAAAGUUUGGCCUUCAAUUAGAGAAAUUUAUACCGCAGCCAAGCCACCUGAGCAAAAGAAAGGGGAUGAUGAAGACACACCACCCAUUCCUCAGGAUGAAGAAGAGGAGGAAGAGACAGAUGAUGAAAAUGAUAAUCCAGAAUCACAUCAAGCCCCAACUGACAAUGAAAACAAAGAUAACCCGACUGAAUCAGAAGAUGAAAUGCCUGAAUAUGACGACGAAACCAAAGCCUUAAUUGAAGCCGCCGAACAGGCCAGAUCUAGUUUCAACGAAAUUGAUCAGAAAAUCAAAGAUAUUAAAAAAGAUAUUUCUGAUAUCGAAGCCGAUCUCAAAAUUGAUUAUGGACCUAACAAUGAAUUUCAAAAAGUCAAGGAAGGCGGCUGUAUUGAAUACACUGAUAGAGAAUAUACUUAUAAGCUUUGCCCAUUUGAUAGAGCUUCACAAAGGCCUAAGGAUGGAGGAGUGGAAACUACAUUAGGAUAUUGGGGAUUAUGGAAUGGACCAUCUGAUAAUCUUUACUCAUCAAUGAAAUACGAGAAGGGUCAAAACUGCUGGAACGGGCCAGAUCGUUCCGUUGUUGUUAAAGUGUCUUGCGGAACCGAGAAUCAAAUAAUUUCGGCUUCAGAACCAUCUAGAUGUGAAUACGAAUUUCAAUUCAAAUCACCAGCAGCUUGCGGCAAAACAUUCUCUGAUUUAAACAAAACAGAUCCAGAGCACGACGAAUUGUAAUACAACUUUAACGAAAGAUAUUUAAAAAAAAUUACAUUUAUAUAUAUA
Messenger RNA from Dimorphilus gyrociliatus, 1699 nucleotides. The record is from the annotation of a GenBank genome assembly. Lineage: Eukaryota; Metazoa; Annelida; Polychaeta; Dinophilidae.